AUGGCAGGCCUCACCCCCUCCCAACUCGCCUCCUUCCAGGAAAACGGCUACCUUAUCAUCCCAGACUACCUAACCCCGGAAGAAGUCACCUCUCUCCUCACCGAAACCGACUCCCUCCUCGACUCCUUUCCCCUCGAAUCUCACCCUCUAACGCAAUUCACAACCGGCGAUGAUGAAGACUCCACCCAAGCCCACGUCGGCGACGACUACUUCCUCACCUCAGGCGACAAAGUCCGCUUCUUCUUUGAACCAGACGCCUUCUCAGCCACCCCCGACCCGGAAACCGGGAAACCGACCCUCCUCAAGCCGAAGAAGCUGAGUAUUAACAAGAUCGGACACGCACUGCACGCGCUCUCGCCGCCGUUCGAGAAAGUCAGUCUUUCAGAGCGAAAUGCGGCCAUCGCAAGCUCUCUGGGAUUCCAGGAUCCGCGGGUGUUGCAGAGUAUGGUGAUUUGCAAGCAGCCGUCGAUUGGGGGCGCGGUGCCGGCGCAUCGGGAUUCGGAGUUUCUGUAUACCAACCCGCCUUCGGCGGUGGGGUGGUGGUUUGCUCUGCAGGAUGCGAGGCCGGGGAAUGCGACGUUGGGGUUUUGGAAGGGUUCGCAUCGGGGGAAGAAGGGCGGGGCGAUUAAGAGGCGGUUUGUGAGGAAGGAGAAUGGGCAUGGGACGGAGUUUAUUGAGAAUGAUGGGCCGGGUUUGCCGAGGGGGAUGGAGGAGGAAGAGACGGAGGGACCGACUGAGGAGGAAUUGGAGAUUCUUGAUAUCACGGCUGGGUCGUUGGUGUUGAUUCAUGGGAAUGUUUUGCAUAAGAGCGAGAAGAACACUAGUCCUCGGAGUCGAUAUGCGUAUACCUUUCAUGUUAUCGAGGGAGGUGAGGGGUGGGAUUAUGAUGCGAGGAAUUGGUUGCAGCCACCGGAGAAUGGGGAGGGCUUUUCCAAGCUGAAGUGA
Molecule: messenger RNA, 945 nt
Organism: Aspergillus wentii DTO 134E9
Lineage: Eukaryota; Fungi; Ascomycota; Eurotiomycetes; Eurotiales; Aspergillaceae
Product: phytanoyl-CoA dioxygenase family protein
Exons: 1
Coding region: 1-945 (314 amino acids)
Source: RefSeq, a predicted model, not a curated record